CAAAAUGUUUUAUUCGUUUUAAAUUCAGGGCAACUGUUUGACAGGAAAGGGGCGUCUUUCAGAGGCACCUUCAGUUGUACUUCUUCAUCCUAUCCAGCUGUGGCGCUAUAGGCGUUUUGUCUGUGUUUGAAGCGCCAUACGCCAUCUGCCGCAGUCAGUUAGCUGUAGCUGGGAUGGAAAAUGGAGGCUUGACCGAAGAUAUAUCGAGGACACAUAGUUCAAUAUUCUCGUAUUUAGGUUCCCAACUUUAUUGAAGCUUGUCGGAUACUACUAUACCACUGCUCCCAAGCUCUGUGACGAUUGGUGUUGCAGAGUGAAAGAACCAAAACAGAAAAUGUGGGCUUAGAAGUGCAAGAGCUGUUCACUUUGCCAUCAAAGUACACUUUAGAUGCAAAGAAAACAUAGAUGUCCUAUCUGUUGACUGUUGCCUGAACAAAUUAUUACAAUGGAUACGUCGGACACCUCUGAUAAUCGCCCAGUAAGGCGUAGUGGUAGACAGCCGAAGCGCACAGACAAGUUAGAGGAGUUUCUUUCCACCGCCAAAAGAGCAUUAAGAAAAAGCGCCCCACCGAGUCUAGAGAGUGACCCUCCAUCUCAAACGCCAACUGAUGCAGAGACAGCGUCUGAGGCGAGUUUUGAUGGGAGCACCGAAACCAAAGGGCUGGAGGAAAGGGCGGACUCACCGAAGAGAAGGACAAGAAGCAGUGCACGGCAGACCACUCAAACACAGUCUGUUGGUAGACAGACGAGAAGUAAGAUACAGAUUAAAGAUGAUGCAAGCUCUGACAGUGAGGUCACCAAUGCUCAGCAGAAGACUGACGAGAAAGAUGAGGAGAAAUGUGAAAAGAGUAAUGAAGAGAUGGACAAUGACUCUAAAAUCACAGACAAAGGGGAUGAGAAGGAACAAAACGACAAAGCUUCGUCAGACUCCAAAGACGUUGAACAGGCCACAGAAGGAACACCUGCAUCGUCAGCUAAACGUGGACCAAUCAGGACUUAUAUUAAUAAGAAAAGGGCUGCCAACCAGGACUCCUCUUCCAACAAGACCAAACCUGUUGCAGCCAAAGAAAAGGUUAAAUCUUCCCAGGCCGGUCAAUCAGGUAGGCAAGGAGAGGAUAUUUAUGAUGACGAUGAAGAGGAAGACGAGGAGGACGAUGACGACGAUGAGUCAACGACAUCUUCCUCUGACGAAUCUGACGGUGGUGGUUACGACCCCAAUGCACUGUAUUGCAUCUGUCGUCAGAAGCACAAUAAAAGAUUUAUGAUCUGCUGCGAUCGCUGUGAGGAGUGGUUCCAUGGAGACUGCGUUGGCAUCACAGAGGCUCGCGGGCGACUGAUGGAGAGAAAUGGCGAAGAUUAUGUCUGCCCCAAUUGCACCCUCAAAAGGAGCCAUUUGGUCAAACCGGCGACGUCCAAUUUGUCCUUGAACACAGAUGUCGGGAAGAGCGACGCGACAGUGCCUUCAACAGUUCCUGCUGUUUCAGCUGGAGCACCUGAAGCGGCUCUCGUUGCAAGUCCUGCAGCUUCGUCAGCCGCACUUGCCGGAACGGAAGACAAGACAGCUGACGACCAGGGUAUAAAAGGCAGAAUAGAAAAGGCCAUUAAUCCUACUGGGAAAAAGAGGAUUAAGAUUUUUCAGCCGUCCUUACCGACGGCCGCACCAAAAACAGAUCAGACGAUGGCAGCAAAGAUUGUGAAGACCUUGACCUCGAUGGUUGCCAAGACAGCGGCACCAGCUGCUGCCAAAACCAUUCAGCAGCCGACGACUUCAGCAGACGGGCAGACAGCGGCUCCAAUGUCAACUGUGGUAGCUUCGGGUGCUGCAAAACCCACAGUGAAGGUUGUGGUUCCAGUUGCUGCAAAGACAACGGGUCAGACUGCUGCUCCACAGGCUGCGAACGUCCAAGUGCAGACUCCAGUUGCCGCAAAUUCUUCAGUGCCGACCACGCCUUCAGCAGCUGCAACUCAAGCUGUCCUCGUAGUAGUGCCGACAACAUCAGAAACGGUAUCUUCGGCUGCCGUGAGCACAGCUGAUGAGAUGGUAGAAACAAACGUUGAAGUAAACACAACGUCAACGGUUGAGGAGAAGCCGACUGAAGAUGCAUCACUUCCCAAAUGUAUUGGUCCUGGCUGUGAGAAUGUUGCCCAGCCUGACUCUGUGUACUGUGGAAAUGAUUGUAUCCUGAAACACGCCGCUGCCACCAUGAAGACCAUCACAGUUGAGCCGCAGCCGAAGGAUGGAUCUCAGAAAUCAAAAUCUACUCCCAAGGGUGGUCCCGCUGCUGGCAAGAGGAGGACGAGAGGGAGCCGAAGAGACCUGGACAGCGACGAAGAUUAUCAGCCUGACCUGGAUGAGGAUGAUGAAGAUGAGCACGCCGAGGAACGUCCCCCGCCUCCAUCCACUGCUUCCUGGUCCAGCGACCAUAAUUACAUUGCAGUAACACCAGAAAAGACUACACCCAUAUCAGCAACAGUGUUAAACAAAAAGUCCCCUCUCAAAGAAGAGAAGCAGCGUGAGAAAGAGCCGACGACAGAUCGCGAGAAGUCUCCAGUGCCCCGUAGCCCCAAAAAGAAAGACAAAAAGUCGGUGCCUGCAAAAGAGCCCACCAAGGUUUCACCGAGGAGCAAGAGGGCCCUCGCCAGAUCCACCAGCUCGAAAGCCUCAAGGAACUCAGCAGCACCUCCGAGCAAAUCCUCAGCCAAGACGAAGAAACCUGCAACACCACCUGCAAAAACCCCAUCUCCUUACCCAUCUGGGCCUAUCCAUGUCACUGGUGCCCUGAGGGUCACCAAGUCAAACUUCACAAUCCCAAAGAAGCAGCAGCCCCAACAGAAGGACUCUCUGUCAAAAUCCAGCUCUUCACCCAAAGUCUCAUCAUCCGCGCCCUCUGCUGCCUCCUCCCAUAGUUCCUCCAAACCAAAACAUUCGGCUUCUUCAGGCCCGGCGCCGCGGUCCCAUGUGCCGCCUGCGAACCAUCAGAUGAGACAGAACAUUCGCCGCUCGCUAACUGACAUUCUCUUUAAGAGGGUGAGUGACAGCGACGAUCUGAAAAUGACUGAGAGCGAGGUGGCGCGACUUUGUGUUGUAAUUGAGAAAGAGAUGUAUCGCAUUUGCCUCAACACAGACAACAAGUACAAGAACAAAUACAGGACCCUCAUGUUCAACCUAAAGGACCCCAAGAACAAGGGCUUGUUCUACAAGGUGAUUGGUGGUGAAAUCUCCCCAUUCAGACUCGUGAGACUCAGCUCGGAAGAGUUACAAUCAAAGGAGAUAGCAGAGUGGAAGAAGCCAAUUGCUCCAGAAUCUGCUAGCUCUAGGAGCCAUUCUAAACAAGGCAAUGGCCAUGACUUGCAGAGGCUGGAUACAGAUGAAGCACCUUCCUCGUAUGAUGUCAAUGAGCAUGACGAGUUUGGCACGUCUUCAGUCGCGCCUCGGCAGCCUGCUGGCGAAGGAGCGUCUAACAUGGUUGAUAUCCUGCUGAAAGACACAACCUCUGAACACAGGACUCAUCUCUUCGACCUCAACUGUAAAAUAUGCACAGGUCAGAAGAAUGAAGAUGAGCCUGCAUCAAAGAGAGCUAGGCUGGCAAAGAAACCCGAGAGCAGGCAUGAGCAGCAUUCGUCCAUAAUGGAGAGCGUUCCGUCUGAGAUCCAACCUCCGAUCUCCACUGCCUUCCCGUCUGCUCACCCUCCUGGGCAGCGACUGAUGGUUCCUGACUUGCAGCCUACGCCGAGCCAGGAGGACCUCAGCUUUCAGGCACCCCUGGUCAAUAUUCCUCCUCCCAUCCUUCCCACCGUCUCCUCUGUGAGCAUCACCCGCAGAGACCCUCGUGUGGCCAGACACGUUCCCAAUGUCACCAGUGCAGUCCCGGAAAAGGCUCAGCUCUCCGCUGAGCCAGCCUUGGUUCCUGUUGGUGCUCCUGUGGAAGUUGGGACAAAGACGCUACUGCCAAUGCCUACAUUCACAUUACCAGCCCUCACUGUGCCUAAACCUGUCAAGACCAAUAUAUCUGAGCCGCCUCCUGAGGGUGAAACAGCAAUAUUUCUUCAUGGCCAAGAGAAGAUAUGGAAAGGUUUCGUUCACAUGCAGAAAGUGGCCAAGUUCAUGACGAAUGCCUACCUAGUCUCAGGAUCUUUUGAGCAUUUCAAAGAGGAUUUGCCUGAUACCAUUCAUGUUGAAGGACGCAUACCUCCAAGUACUGUGUGGGACUACGUUGGAAAACUGAAAACUUCAUUGUCAAAGGAGCUGUGUCUGAUCCGUUUCCAGCCGACUUCAGAGGAGGAGGAGGUGGCAUAUGUUUCUCUCUUCUCAUACUUUAGCAGCAGGAAGCGUUUUGGUGUUGUAGCCAACAGCAACCGUCGGAUUAAAGACCUGUACCUGAUCCCACUGAGCUCAAAGGACCCAUUACCUGCCAAACUUUUACCCUUUGAUGGGCCAGGUCUAGAACCAGCACGUCCCAACCUCCUGCUUGGCCUCCUAAUCUGCCAGAAGGACAGAAAGCGUGCUGGCUCUCAACUAGAAAGUGAAGAGAAAAGAUCCAAGACUCAAACCAAAGAAGCAGAUGACCUCUCAAAACCACAGAUCUCAGUCAAAGAUGGACAGAGCCCCAGACAAAGUGCGGAUGUUUCCUUCAGCACAACACCUCCGGGAUCUCCUCCACGCACUAGUUCUGAAGCCUCUGUUAGCGCUAAACCUUCUUCCUCAGUUGCGUCCUUGCUCUCCUCCAUCACAGCACCAUCAACAGUUAAAGAACCUCCGUCCUCCACUGGCCCUACAGGGACCUCGGCUGCAGUCGCUAAUCCACUUCAGACCAUCCUGAAUUCUCUUUUCCGAAAGAAAAAGCAGGACUCUGACGCAUCAAACUCUCCCUCUGACCAAACAGGGGAUCUUUCUGUGCAGCCUGCGACCUUACUUGACCCCAUUGUGAAACAGUUUGCUGAGAGCUCUGGAAACACAAAGGUAGAGGAGGAUGAAGAUGACAGACCGUAUGACCCGGAAGAAGAAUAUUGCCCGAGUGAGAACUAUAGUAUGGCCAUUAACCCUGCCGAGGUCACCAGCAAACCUGUGAUGUCUAAACCUUCUGAAGUUGCUCCAGACGAAGAGGAUGAUGUUGCAUAUGACCCGGAGGAUGACUCCAUAUUUGAUGAGGUCAAAUCCGAAAUACCUGCUCCAACCAUUGUAAGUGAUUGUGCCAGCAAUCCGCAGAAAAUCUUGGAAAAUCUGAAACAGAUUGGUGAGAAGAUGUUGGAGAGGGAAGGGAAAAUGCCAGUGUCUUCAUCAAUGGUGGACUCGUCUCUGACAACAAAUCCACUGUUAGUUGGCAGCAACUUGCUGCAGCUUGGCAAAAAAGUGGAAGAACUGGUGAAAACCUCUUCAGUUGCACCUGUGAUUAACCAAAAGAGAGAUCCUCGACAGACUAGGGAUCCCCGGCAGAGCUCAGUGAGCAGGGUACUGUCAGAUGACUCGGAAGACAAGGGAGACGAAUCCCCUGUGGCGGAUGAUUGUGCCCUGCCUGCGGACCAGACGCCUCAUGGUGUAGAGCUGCCAGAAUCAUCGGUCAGCCCAGAGAAGUCUCCACCGCAGGAUGAGCAGAAAAGCGAGACCCCGCCCUUAAUGGAUUCAGACACUGGAGAAGUAUCAAUUCCUUUGUUGGGAGAAAAAGUGGACCCUGAUGUGGAGGUCCACUUCAUAAACACGGACGACACGAGUACUGAGCUAGAUAAACCCAUAGAGAGUGAAUUGGAGACAAACAAGUUCAGUGUUUGGCCAAAUGCUGCAAGUAUCCUGAAACACAACUUGGACUCUGAUGAUAGCCAAGACACGCCUUUCUCAAAUUAUCAUGGCGAGCCUUCAAGUAUCUCCACAGUAAAUUCUUCAAUCCCAGUUCUCACACAUUCUGCAAUGGGUGACACACACAGAAGGUCUGAAUCAGGCUUUGAGAGUGAGUAUUCACACCGCGCUGAGACGCACCCGCAGCUGAACUACGCUCCUCCACGUCCGGCCCAGGGAGGGCAUGUCGGACCUCCACCAAUGUCUAUUCCUCCUCCGAUGCAAGGCAUGCCUUCGAUAGCUGCCUUACCUCCCAUGCAGAGACCUUCUCUUCCCCUGCAUGGUCAUCUUCCUGUACAGGUUCCACCACCCACUCAUGGACCUCCUCCAAUGCAUGGCCCGCCACAUGUGCAAGGAAUGCCGUUACAUCCAGACAAUAACCAACAAUAUGGGCCACGGCCAACUGCCUUUCCACCUUAUCAAAAUCAGUGGCCUGGAAGUCAACAGCAGCAACCACUACCGCAGCAGCAGCAGCCACUUCCUGGACCCCCACCUCAAGGUCUUCCAAGAGGAGUGCCGCCACCACCAUUCCAUCUUAUGAACCAAAGGGCACCACCUCCACAGAUGUUUGAUACUUCUGCUCCCCCAAUUCAUAUGAGACAACAAGACCCCCCUCCAGGUCGAUUUGAUGGUCCAAAUAGUUUCCUGCCACCAGGUUUUGCUGGCCCACCUCCACCUUUUUCUUUCCCUGAAAACAGGGGUCCUCCACCUGCGUUUACGCGGGCCCCACUUGGGCGCUUUGAUUUGAACCCUCCAACACAUUUCUCCAGGCUCAGUGGUCCACCACCGGCUCCAUACAAUGACCAGGUGUCUCAGCCUUCAUUUGCGUCCCAGCUUUCAGAUCACACUCGCAGACCUUUAGAGCACUAUAACAAAGAUAUCAAUUCUUUAAACGUGAGUAUGGAUGAUCAUCGCAACCAAUUCCCUCUUGAUGACAAGGGCCCACCAUUGGGUUCUGUCUUCCGUAGACCUCCUCUUAACCACUUUGAGAAUGCUGGACAAGGCCCUUCACCCCUUUAUCGAGAAAGUUUCGAUGAGCAUGGGAACCGUUUGUCUCAGGACGGCAGAGUACAGUCACCUCAGCCGUUCGGUGGCUCGGAACGUUAUCGGUUCGACAAGUACUCAGACGAGGCGAGACCAAUGCAUCAUAGUGGAGCUUUGCUUCCCACCCCUGGAGAAGCGUCUUUAGGACUCCCGAGUCACAUGCGGGUUCCCAGUCCUGAGCGUUACAGGGGUGAUCCAUGGCGUGACUCACCUGAAUUGAGGCGGCGGACCAGCACCGCCUUUGAUGACCCUGAACCUCGAACCCAAGAUCGGGUUAGUCGCUUUGACGGAGGAAACAAAAUGCUACCUGGUCCCUCCGAGGAAAGACAGAGAGACGUCCCGGAGGAUCGCCGAAGGGACAGAGAGUUUUCUUCUGCUGGCCGUCGUUCUUGGGACCGUGGUGAAAGCUUGCGGUGGAGUCGAGAGAGGGACCGUGGUCGAGAUCGCAGCAGAGAGCGGGAAGGUGAAAGGCGUGGAAGCGAUAGGCGCGAGGGGGACAGACGAGAAAACGACAAGCGUGAGGGGGACAGACGAGAAACCGAUCGCCGUGACGGGGACCGACGAGAAAGCGAUCGACGUGACGGGGACAAACGAGAAAAUGAUCGGCGUGAGGGGCCACGACGGGAAGCCGACAAGCGAGAAAAUGAUCGUCGCGAGAGUGAACGGCGGGAAGGAGACAAAAAAGAUGGCGAGGGGGAGAAACGUGACAAUGAAAAGCGUGAUGACAAAAAAGAGAGUGAACGGAGGGAUAGUGAUAAAAGGGAGGGUGAAAGAAGAGGGACUGAACGGAAGGAGAGUGAUCGACGUGAGAGUGAAAGGCGGGAGAGUGAGAGAAAGGAAGGCGAACGAAAGGAGAGUGAGAGACAAGAGGGGGAGAGUGAGCGCAAAGAGAGUGAGAGGCGUGUGAGUGAGAGACGUGAGAGUGAGAGGAGGGAAAGCGAGCGGAAGGAGAGUGAGAGGCGGAGGGGUGAUAGAAACCGUUCAACAGACACAGACCGACACAGGGACGAAGACUCUGACAGGAGGCGAGACAGAGACAAGGAAAGGGACCGAGGCAGGGACCGAGAUUCUGACAAGAGAGACAGUGAUCGCGACCGAACGCGGAAUCGCGAUAGAGAGCGAGACCGCAGACGCAAUAGGUCUCGAAGCAGAGACGGCGACAGGGAUCGUGCGAAGGACAGAGGUCGCGACCGAGAUGGAGAUAGAGGCAAAGACAAGGAGAGAGACAAAGACAAGAGCAGAGAUAAAGACAGGGAACAUCGAGAGAGAAGCCGAAGUAGGGAAAAGAGAGAGGAGAAGAGAGACAGCAAAAAUGAGAAAAACGGUAGUAAAACCUCAGAAAAAGAGAAAGACAAAGUGACGUCAUAGUUUCUGGUUCCAAAACACUAAUUAGUUUGAAGCAGUCAUUUUAAUUCUCCUGUGGUGAAUAAUGCUCAGCAGUGUUUCAUUUAAAGAAUAUUGUCAUUUUGUAUUUCUUUAUUUCUACAUCCUUUUUUUUUAAAAAAAAAAAAGAAAAAUGACACUUCGAAAAUGUUUCACCUGUAUAAUUUUAAAACAGUACAUCACUGAUUAACCCAGGUUUUGCAGUAUGUAAAUAUAAAUGUAUUUUUGUAAAUACCGAUGUUUUUAAUUCAUGCUUUUCUAAGUAGACACAAAGCCAUAUGGGUGGUUCUGUCAAUGAGCAGGCAAGUCUGCAUUGGACCGAUGUUUGUGGCGUAUGUCGAGACAAACUUUGUCAAACCUGUUUAUCGGAAACAUACUCCACUGUUCACUCAUCAGUGGCGCCGUUCCAACAUGGCUGAUUAAACAUGUUUAUAGACUUA
Synchiropus splendidus (mandarinfish) is the source of this 8697-nucleotide messenger RNA. Its product is annotated as death-inducer obliterator 1-like. The record is from RefSeq and is a predicted model, not a curated record. Lineage: Eukaryota; Metazoa; Chordata; Actinopteri; Syngnathiformes; Callionymidae. The transcript is spliced from 16 exons. Bases 446 to 8242 code for a protein of 2598 amino acids. Gene Ontology annotation, cellular component: nucleus. Gene Ontology annotation, biological process: DNA-templated transcription; apoptotic signaling pathway.